UAUGAUGUGAUAUUCUUCAUCUUACUUGCUUCCUCUCUCUUGUUCAUUUAACCUUGCCUUAUUUAGCAACACCAAAAAAAAAAACCAAAAGGAAUUAAGGAGAUCGAUCGAUCGAUCACAAGAUUUAAUCCGAUCGAAUAAUUCAGAUGGACAGAGGGAAACAUCACUCGUCGGAAGGGUCAUCGCCGCCGUCUGCCGCCGCAACCCUCAGCCGCUACGAGUCCCAGAAGAGGCGGGACUGGAACACCUUCGGGCAGUUCCUGAGGAACCAGCGCCCGUCGGUGGGCCUGCCCCACUGCAACAGCAGCCACGUGCUCGACUUUUUGAGGUACUUGGACCAGUUCGGGAAGACCAAAGUUCAUUUGCAGGGCUGCGUGUUCUACGGGCAGCCCGAGCCGCCCGCGCCUUGCGCCUGCCCGCUCAAGCAGGCCUGGGGCAGCCUCGACGCCCUCAUCGGUAGGCUACGCGCCGCCUACGAGGAGAACGGCGGCUCCCCGGAGAGCAACCCGUUCGCCAGCGGCGCGAUCAGGAUUUACCUGAGGGAGGUGAAGGAGUGCCAGUCUAAGGCCAGAGGGAUUCCGUACAAGAAGAAGGGCAAAAAGGUCAAUAAGACUGAUGACGAGUCCAACUCUUCUUCUUCUUCCACGCCAUUUUCUUGAAUUAUAAGAAGGAGGAGAGAUCUUUACAGUGUGGAGAUAGGCAAGUGUUAUGUCGAUGCUGUCGUCCAUUGAAUCGACAAAUGCUCCGCAUGCGACGAAUAUUAUAAAUAUUGAAGCCAGCUGUCUAAUAAUUUCAUUUUUAAGUCUUAUAAGAAGAUUGUAAGCUUCCCAAAUAUAUAUAUGUAUGUUAAUUAUUCCGAUGUUGUUGCAUUGAUUUUACAUAUUUUUGUUCAUGAUGUUUAAUUCAAUAAGUAAAUAAAAUGGGCUUAAUUACAAGCUUUAGGAUGUGUUUGGUCCUAUAUAUAUUGCUUGUUUUGUU
Erythranthe guttata (spotted monkey flower) is the source of this 978-nucleotide messenger RNA. Its product is annotated as protein LIGHT-DEPENDENT SHORT HYPOCOTYLS 10. Lineage: Eukaryota; Viridiplantae; Streptophyta; Magnoliopsida; Lamiales; Phrymaceae. The record is from RefSeq and is a predicted model, not a curated record. Gene Ontology annotation, cellular component: nucleus. Gene Ontology annotation, biological process: response to light stimulus; mRNA transcription.